UCGCCGUUGUCAAGGCGUCUAACUCGGUGCCUUAAAAGAAAACAAACAAAACAACCUUUCUAAAAUGGGGCGCGUGGGAGAGAAGCGGGCGGAUAGCGGGGAUGAAAGCAGGGAGCGCCUGGCGGAAGUUCUGGGCGGAAGCGGCCUCUGCCCUGUCAGGCGCUGAGAGGGACGCCUGCCAGAGGCGCGCGGUUCCCAUGGCAACAGACGCCGCCGGGAAGCGCGCGGAGAGAGGUAAACGGGGCGCCGCUUCUCCUCCGCUUCUCCCCCCGAGAUGCUCCGGGCGGGGCGGGGGGGGCGAGGGAAGGGAGAAGGGGAGCUGCCCGGGAGGCCAUUCACACGUGCGCCCUUCCCUCUCAGGACAGCGGGGUCGCCAUGCAGCGGGCGGACUGAGCCUCCGGCAGCCCCGAGGCCACGAACCUUCUGCGGAGGUGAGAGCGGAGAAGUGGGAUCAGGACCGGAUCCAGAGCCCCUCGGAAGGCAGCAGGCCAGGGGGGCCAGACUCCCGACUCCGCUCAGCCCUGGCCAGGGAGGAGGGGAGAGGCAGCCCCCAAAACCUCCCCAUCCCGGGCUGGGGAAACGGGGCUCGGGGGGUUCUACUCGGGUGUAUUCUCAAAGCAAAACACAGAGCACUAAAAAAGAAACAAAACAGUCCGACCAAAUGUCCUCACACUAUUCCCUAUUCUUCAGUGCUCCCUCGUCUUGCUGUUUCCCUAAAUCUACUGACCAUUUCAAAACAAAUACAUGUAUCUUAAGACAGUAUUCAUGCCUCUUUCUACUCAGUUUUACAGGGAAAAGGUGGUCUGAAAUGGAGUAAAUCUUGAUGGCAAGUGACUCUCUACUGCAGGAGUCCAACUUCUUCCUUGUAAUGGGUUAACGGCCACAGAUGGAGCAGCUUGCAGCGCAAGCAGAAAUGUAGGAACACAGUGUGCUAUUUAUAUCCUUUCCCCCAGGCUAGCAUACCUUCUUAAACAGAGUCUGAAAUUGAAUCACGUCCAUUGCAGUCAUACAGUCUAUCUAUGUGUGUUAUAUAUCCCUUCCAGAUAUAUGCAGCAGCCAACAAUCUGAGUCAGUGAGCAAGCCAGCCAAAAUCAACAUUUCAGCAUGUCUGCAAACAAAGGACUCGCUCCAGUGCUGCCAUUUACAUUAUCUCAGCCAGAAGUUAAGAACUUACUCUGAAAGUAACACCACAGAAACUAGCGCUGAUAUGCCCAGGAACCUCACCAAAAUGCUGGAGAGGCUGCACCUCCACAUGUGGUGGGAAUGCCCCAAAAUCCAACCCUUCUGGACAACAGUCAUACAAUAAAUAUGCAAAAUAACUAAACAGAUAUUAGAAGUCACCCCAGAACUGGCCUACUGAACAUCUUACAAGAUAAUAAUGCCCAAUCACACUAUAAAAAGCUCAUAACACACUUACGCUCAGCAGCAUGAAGCAUCAUAGCCGGACAUUGGAGAGACCUGUCAAGGGUAAACAUGGACCACUGGUAUCAAAUUGUAUGGGAAAUGGCCUUACUAAAAAAGCUAACCAAUAAACUGAAGCUGACACAGGGACAGAUAGAAGAGGACUCCAUCACCCCAGUAUGGCUCCCCUUUAGCACAUACACUGCCCAACAAGACAGCAACAAGAAUCCACCAACAGCAUGUGAAUCAAUAUGGCUAACUUGACCCAUACACACAAACAAAUCUCUGCAGCCAACCAAAGACAACCAACCACACCCUGGGCCACCCCACCCCCCUCUUCUCAACCUUAUACUGCACACAACACUUAAUAUCACACAAUAAAUGUAACUGAUCUGUAGAAAACACAACCUGAAGACUGAAUCUUCCAGAGGGUGAUCUGCAGCAAGCCCAGUGGUCAGGGAAAUGGUGGGAGGUAUGGUACUGUUACAAAGGUGGUGCACCACCCCAAAUUUCUCCCAAGCAGUAGGAAGAUUCCAAGGGGUCCCAGGCACUCACCCAGGGUUGUGUUUCCUUUGGGAAAAACUUUAGGAAAUAUGCAUUAUUUUACACAUAUUAGCACCUGGAGUAUUCAGUGGAGGGGCUGCAGAGUUUACAGCAGGUAUAGGCAAACUCAGCCCUCCAGAUGUUGUGGGACUACAACUCACAUCAUCCCUAGCUAACAGGACCAGUUGUCAGGGAUGAUGGGAGUUGUAGUCCUAAAACAUCUGGAGGGCCGAGUUUGCCUAUGCCUGGUUUACAGCAUUCUCAUCUGAAUAAGUUCUUGCCCUGAUGGUUGUUUUUCAUUUAUGUGUUAGUGGCAGAACCACUAACUUCUGCCUGACGGAAAAACAAGCUUAGCCUGUUUGCUCACCAUGAUUAUCAAAAGUUCUGCUUAAAACCCCAACACCCAAGAAUCUAGAGGGGAAAACCUUGCACCUGGGGUUGCGGGGGGGAAGGGGCCCUGUUCCCUCGCUAACCCAUAGCAGUACAAAACACCUUGGCUGCCCCUGUGUUAGCCUGUUGCAGCAGAACCAACAAGGAAUCUUCUAGUAGCCUAAAACUGAUUUUGGCAGGAGUUGUCAUGAACCUCAGUCCUCUUCGCUUUCGCUUUGUCUGUGCUCAUUGAUUUUUGUUCGGGGUUUUGAAUAGAGAUGCUAGGCAAAAGAAAGGAGUGUGCAUACCUUGGGAAUGAUGAUGGCUUCAAUCCAUCCUCCCCCGCUGAUUCUCCGAAGAAAUACAAUAAAGCUGUCACAUGUCACUAUCGUUGCCCUGUGGGAAACGGAUAACAGGAGCAUUUCCUCUCUGACUUAAGCUUUGCUGUGUGUCUCUCCCAGUGGUCUAGCUAGAAAGCAUGUUGCAACUGUGUUUGCAUAGGCAGGUCCUUCCUCAGUGUCCGUGUGUCGUCACAAGUAAACAGGCUGUACCCAAGGAAACCCCAAUGGGAAGCAGAUAGGAAGUGAGGUCACUGUUCCCGGCAAGCAGAUUAGGAAGUAGCUGCAGGGCUAGGUUUGGUCACAGCAGCUGCCAGAACAAGGCGAAGGGAACCGGCUUUGUGGCUAAUGUGCUCCUGUCACCCUCCUUCCCAGCGCCAUGGUGUGCAGGGGUUUGCAUCACAGCCCUUUGCUGUGUUUCUGCCUCUGCUUUUUGCUGACAGGAGCACAGGGGCAGGCAAGGCAAAGCAAGCCUUGGGAGCGCAGAGACGCAGCUCAGAGCUCAGCCUUGCAGGGCAGUGAACACUACGAGCGGCUGAGGAAUCACCUGGGGACCAUGAGGGCCCUGUCCAGGAGAUAUUGGCAGCUCCUGGCCUGCCGGCUGUGGCAGGAGGACUGCGAAGAAGAAGUGGCAGAGAAGAAUGAGAGAAUGAGGACAGUGAUGAUGGAGGAGGAGGAGGAAGAAGAGGAAGAAAAAGGAGGCACGGUCAUCGUGGAACACCAAGGUAAAGAGAUGUCACAGCCUUUCCUCUUCUUCCCCGACAGUUGCUUCUGCACAGAUUAAAGAGGCAGCUACCGCUUCUUAGAAUUUAGCUCACUGAACAAGGAAGAAUAUGUGUGCAUGUAGUGGAUGGUCUGAGCGGUCUCUCAAUUCUUAGUUUUGAGCCACAUAUUAAGACUGCAAUCCUAUACUCACUUCUCUGUAGUGAUUCCUGUUUUAACCUAGUGGGACUUACUUCUAGCAUUGCACUGCGUGCUAGUCUCCCUGUGAGUAUUGUGUUUCAGAGCUGUGUAUUAUGAUCGGGGUUAGGGGUUCGUUGCUUUUUAAAAACUGACUUUUAAUCAUUUUCAUAUGUUCAUCCUGAUGUUGUUUUGCAUAUAUUGUACAUUGCACUGCACACUUUAUAAGGGGAGCAGUGAUUACUGUAAGCAAACAACGACCUAAUUUGGCUCUGGAUAAUAUCACUCCUGCCUCCAAAAAGUUGCUAGCAGAAAUUUAAAAGAGCAUAUGAAAAGGCAAGUUUUAGUAUAUAGUCUUCUUUUUCUGUUAAUGUAUGCCUUUUAUUACACAGGUUUAUGAUUUUUGUAGUGGUUUGUAGGUUCCCUUGAAUGCAAGGAUUACAGAAAUAAAUCUGGCUAAGAAAGUUUAUAUAGAAUCCUGAACCAUCCAAAUCUCACCUUACCUUGGGCUCUGCACUGCAGUCUCCUCAGUUGAGCUGGGCUGCACAAGUUGGAGAGUAAAGUGGCAAAAUCCUGUGUAGAGUGGGUCUUACUACUUCAGGCAGCAGGUGCACACUUUUUAAAGUAUGUUACCUCAUCCGUAGCCUGAAGUGGUAAAGUCCUUGGCAGGGCAUUCCCAUCUCCUCCUGCUGGAUGCCAGAACAGGCCAUUCUUAGUUGUCAUACUUCUCAAACACCUGUGAUGAUAAAUAAUUGGAUGGUGGGGGAGGCCACCCACAGAUAUGGGAAAACUACAGACUGCUUGAGUCUCUUGCUGGACUAGCAGAGGUCUUCACAUGUGUUGUUGCUUCACAUGUGUUGUUGCUGCGGCAUCCAACAGAAGUGCUAGCAAGGACGUCCGAGGGAGUGGAGCUGAAAGCUUUGGGGAAAAAGGCAAGAGCAGACAAGUGUCUCUCGCGCCUGCCCUCAAACCCUUGCCAUUUCUGGUACCAUCAAUGGAAGUUGGUGGGGAGAGUGCACCAGUGGCAGAGGUUGCUUUGGGCAAGCCCAUUUCGGACACACUUCUUCCAUCAAGAACGGCCAACUACACAAAAUAGUUGUGAGGAUGAAUGCAGGGCGGGGGUGUGGGUGGUGGACAGACAUGACCUGCUUGAGUCGUGGGCACUGAGGUAGCUCCCGGCUUUCUUUCCCAAAACUGGCUUGGCUUUCUCCUAGGGUGGAGCUUGCCCAUGGUGAGGGAGAUCGUCUCCAGCUGGUACUGCAGCUUUGGCAAGUGUUGCGCAACGGGAGACUGCAGAGUGACCAACAACAUCACAGGUGAGGACUGUGUUUCACCUGGCACCCUGCGUAUUUCACAUACGCCCUGCAUGAACUGCCUUCGGGACACUGGCACCUGGUGCCCAUCAGAGCUGCUGGGGCAGCCCAGCCACUAAGGAGGUCAUGUGGGGUUGGGGUGGGCAGGGGCAAGGCCAUAGGUGCAAGGCCAAGGAGGUCAGAUUUCCUCCCCAUCCUGCCUUGCAAGGACAGUCUGGACACUGAAGCAUUGCAGUCGUACUAAUACUUAACACCUAUGUCAACAUAAAAAUGAGGGUAAGACCCACAGUACAAGUGGAGCUCAUCUCAGAAUAAGAUGCAGACAAUCCCAUUAGUAAACACAGCUAUGUCUUUCCUGUAAAAUAGCUGGAAACACCACAAAGCAAGAGCUGGUUUAUUUCACUUGUCUGAGAAUAAAUCAUGUUAAAGCCACACUCCUUAUUACCGCUACACCAAAAAGGAGGAUGACAACAAUAGUAAUGGUAAUCAUCAUCAUUAAUGAAGAGUGUAAAUAGAAAAACAUUUGCUCCCAACAAAAAUAAUGAACACAUUUAUUGUGUUCUGGCUAGAGUGGGUUUUUAUGCCACAAAAGUCAUGUCUACUCAGAAGAAAGUGCCAAGGAAGUGGGGCUUAGGAUAGCAGCAUAAACUGCAACUCUAAUUUUCUCUGUUAAUCCUGUGAGCGCUGGUGAGUAAGAAGUUCUAAGUCCCCAAAAUAACUCUCAGAUAGAAAGAAGCCUAGCAGAUAAAAGGCACCCUGGAAAUGUUCAGCUGCAGUGUCCCUGUUCAGCCUCUUACAGGUGAAGAAAAACUACAUUUUUCAGAAAUGCAGAUGUACUCCAGAUGUUGUUGAACCCGAGCCCCAGCCAGUGGGGUCAGUGAUCAGGAAUGAUGGGAGUUGUAGUUCAGCUACAUCUGGAUGGCUGUUUCAUAGGAUACCCACCUCUAUUUUGAGUCUCACAAUGAAAGAAUUAAGCACAACCCAGCCUCUCUCACUAAAACCUGUGGAUUAUAUAAACAAAUCUUAAAUUAUGACUAUCAUUUUCGGGAUAAAAUAGGAAAGAUUCAAAAUUCCAUACCCAGUUACAUGGAAGUAAGUCCCACUAAAUUCAGUGGGGGUCACUUCUGCGCAGACAUGUUAUAGAGUUGCACAGGAAGACAGAACUCUUAUCGUGAGGAAGCACCAGCAUAUUUUUUUUUGGGGGGGGGGAGAUUCCAGACCUGAACCCUUUUGCCAUAUUUCCUGCCUGCAAGAAGAGACCACUGCUCUCAUUGUGCAAAAUCAGGGAUUCCCUUGCUCCAGUAGAGGUUUAUCCUCAUUCCACGACAAACUGGAGGGUGGGCGAGUAAGGAGCAUUUGCCUAGGACUGACUACAUGCAAAGUAACCUGCCCUGCCAAUUCCCAGCUAAAUAGAUUUUGGGAGGUGCUUUCCUCCAGAAGCCCUUGACCUCAGGAUCAAACACACUACAAGCCCUGCCAUCUCUCUCUCCCUCUGUUGAGCAAAUAUAAAGGGAAUCCUCCUCUCACUGAUAAGGAGGGAUUGAAGGAGAGGCCUGCCGUUUUUUGAAAACUGUUUCCUCACCCUGCCAACCAAGCCUCCAUAACUCAGUUGGUUAGUGUGUGGUGCUGAUAACGCCAAGGUUGCAGGUUCGAUCCCUGUAUGGAACAGCUGCAAAUUUAUGCACUGCAGGGGUUGGACUAGAGGGUCAUCAGUAUCCCUUCCAUCUCUACAAUUCUAUGAUUCUAUUUCUCUCCCUCUGUUGUUGUUGUUUAGUCGUUUAGUUGUGUCCGCCUCUUCAUGACCCCAUGGACCAGAGCACGCCAGGCACUCCUGUCUUCCACUGCCUCCCGCAGUUCGGUCAAACUCAUGCUGGUAGCUUCGAGAACACUGUCCAACCAUCUCGUCCUCUGUCGUCCCCUUCUCCUUGUGCCCUCCAUCUUUCCCAACAUCAGGGUCUUUUCCAGGGAGUCUUCUCUUCUCAUGAGGUGGCCAAAGUAUUGGAGCCUCAGCUUCAGGAUCUGUCCUUCCAGUGAGCACUCGGGGCUGAUUUCCUUCAGAAUGGAUAGGUCUGAUCUUCUUGCAGUCCAUGGGACUCUCAAGAGCCUCCUCCAGCACCAUAAUUCAAAAGCAUCAAUUCUUCGGCGAUCAGCCUUCUUUAUGGUCCAGCUUCUCUCCCUCUAAGCCCCUUAUUUAUUUUCCCUCCCCACAAAAGAACCACCAUAGAUAAUGAAAUAAGUAUCAAGUCUCUGCCUGUAUGUAGCUGGCACAUUUUAUCAUGUCACGCAAAUAAAACAAAACAUGAUAAUGGCUAGCUAGCCAGCACUCACAAACAUUCUCUUCUCCUCAUCCAUCAAAAUGCAAGGUAGGACUUAGAAAAAGCCCCCACCCCAUGCCCAAAGACUGCCAAGUCAUUGAGGGGUGAAUUAAAACCAUUUUCAUCCCUUCUGCGUCCUCCCCAUGAAAUCUUUCCCUCCUCCCACCCCCAAAAUAAUAUUUUAUUGACUCACAAAACAAGUUGUUUCCACACUCAUUUGUCUCCUUGCCUUCUGCGCCACAUAUUGAUGUGGGCUGAUGUACUCUUGGUCUCUCACACACUCAGGAACGUCAACCAGUUGAUGUUAUGAAAGCAGCAAGGCUGCUUUUGGCUUAACUCAACGGGGCUUGCAGCAGUGGAGGGAAAAGAUGGUUGUGCAAACUCAGGAAGAACCUAUGGUUGUGACUGGGCUUCAAAGACAAAGCCCAGCUGAUUUGGUAAUGCUAAUUGUGUUGCAUGUUAACUCCUGUACGCUGAUUGGCUGGAUUGCCAAUCAGGUUGGGAAAGCACACCUGGUUUACCAUUUGCCUCCUACAUCCUAACAGCCUGGGAAUGGCAGUGAACUUGCUGUUGAGGUUUUGGCCAACAAGUGAGUAGUUUCCUCAGAGCUUUCUGUGGCUACAAAUAACCCUUGUAAAACACAAAGGCUCCAAUUCAGCUGAAAUCAGCUGCAAUUAAAUCCCAAGGAAAUAAAGGGACAAGGUUUUCAUUAUUAACUUUGUCCCACUGGGAGCAAUGGGCCCUAAUUCAAUUGCAUUUUAAAAAACCCAAAGUGGAGAUUCUCAAAUAAAGCCUGUUGUGGUCUUUCAUCUUUUUAGGACUGAACAGAUACCCCUUUGAAUAUCUCAAGUUGUCUAGCAAUACAAAUGAUUCUGUGACAAAGAAAGCUGGGGGAAUUAUACAAAUUUGCCAGAUCUCCUCUUAUUUUGCAUGAAUUAGUCUGCUGCUGUUCUUUUAACUAUUUUACAUUUAUCCUCCUGCUGCUAAUCACUGGUAAACUCAAGAGAUUACAAAACUCAUAGAAACACCAUUACUAACCACUGGAAGCCCAUUUUCUGCUCACCUGCCCUUGCCCAGUUUCCCAGCAGUAAUGGUGUAACUUGUUUAAAGGAAGAUGAAGGUCUUUGAAAGGUGGAGUUUGUGACUUCUCUACAGUUCUAUGGAAUCAUCACACACUUGCACCCAGAGACCUCCUCUUAAGGGAUGAAUUUCUAGCAAUACUGCCCUCCUUCCAUUGUGCCUUUUCUCUCAACCAAAAAAUGAUACGCAAAGGAUUUCCUGCCCUUUUAUUCACCACCAGGGUUGGAGCUGGAGCUGGGCAGGCGACUCCACGGGCAACACUUAGCAAAAGAUGUUGUCCUGAAAGCUGUUCAAGGCUUCCUGGAAACCCCUCAGCCAGAGAAAGCCUUGGCCCUUUCCUUCCACGGCUGGUCUGGCACAGGCAAGAACUUUGUGGCCCGGAUAAUGGCAGAACACCUUUACCAGGAUGGCUUGAAAAGCGACUGUGUCAAAGUCUUCAUCUCACCAUUUCACUUCCCUCAUUCCAAGUAUGUGGAUAUUUACAAGGUGAGGGGAAUUUUUCUCAGACGAUAAUUAACCAGUGUACUGAUUGUUUUGAUGUCUCAGUGUUGAAUGAGUGUCCCUCUUUGCUCCUCAAUUCUUAACUUUUGUAAAGUGCCAUCAUAGAACUGUGGCAGAAUUCUAACCUUACAGUGCCGCCUCCCUCCCCUCCCAAAUCACUUUUUGUCUGCAUUUGCCUACACCCCACCCCCACGGUGAUGUGUCUUGUAAUUAAAACCAUUUUGUGCCACUCAGCUUUUUAUUUAUGAUUUUAUGCUGGCUUCAUGACAUGACUAUCUUUCUUUUUAGUUGCUCAGUUUAUUGGCUUCAAGUUUUUAUUGUUUGAUAGCUUGUACUGCAAUAACUGGCCAUGCAAGGUUUAUUCCUUAAAACAGGGGAGGAGGAGACCCUGCAGUCCUUUAGAUUUUGCUGGACAACCACCACUUCCUUCCCCGACCAUUGACUGGGGCCGAUAGGAACUGGAGUGUAGCAAAAUCCGGAGAACCAAAGGCCCUCCUCACCCUGCCCUAAAAGGUGGGGAAUUAAUCUUAUUAAAUUCAUUUCCCGUCUCCUUUGGCCGCUCAGGUUCAGCUCGCAAAACAGAUCAGUGGGACGGUCCAAGAGUGUGAGCAGUCACUGUUCAUCUUUGAUGAGGCAGAGAAGCUUCACAAUGACCUCUUAGAUGGCUUAAAACCCUACAUGGAUCACUACGACAGCAUUGAUACAGUGGAUUACCGGAGAUCCAUCUUCUUAUUCCUUAGGUGAUUACCUCCCCUCUUUUUUUGUAGUCGAUGUACCAAAGAGGGGUCUCUUUUUCCAUAUGUGAGUUUCCAAUAUGUGAGUUUGAAGAGAAGUUUAUAAGCUUAUUCAGGUGAAAACCCUGGGAUGCAUCCAUCUGUCACAAGCAGUUCCUCUCCCUGCCGUAGGUGACAUGCUGCAGAUCCUGAGGAAAACCUCCAGUGCUGGCCAGCUUAGCAGUUUGAUGCAAUAAGCAAUAUCUGCUGUGAAAUAUCCAGUGGGUUCCAUCCCAAAAUAUGCAAGGGGAAGGACAUGCAUUUCCCAGUUUGGGGUGGGUGGGGGAAGAGUUGUAUCAGUCUCAAAAGAAACUGCUUUUCUGGAUCCAUAUCCAAGGCGAGGCCUUUGAAUCUCAUUGAGAACUUUACCUACUCUCGCUGAAAUCUGAAUUGCUCUUGGUACUCAUCCUUAUCUACGAAAAAGAAUGUGGAAAUGUCUGUUUUGAUAGCUUGUUGUCCCUUGAUGUCUGGUACUUUGAAGCUAUUGGGAUUUGUGCCAGUUUUUUUGCUGACUUUUGGGGGGUAGGGCCAAGAGUUGCAUGCUGUGCAGCCUCUCCUGCAAACACAGCUGGGGAUUUGCUGACGUGCAGCUGCCCAGGACUAAGUCAACCUCCAGCCGGGGCAGUGGAACCAUAUCACUGCCAUGUCCUCUGUCCUCCUGGCUGCAUCCCCAAUACAAAGGGGGAUGUAUUGCAAUGGCUGAAGGUGCAAACAAGGUAUUGCUGGUUUAAAACUCCCUUCAGCCUUCAUUUUCUCACCUGCAGGCCACGUUAAGUGCUCUGAGCACAGGCCAAGCUAGCUGUACCAUUGUGUAGGCUGGUUCUCUUUUCCUCUGCGCAGGGGGUGGUCAGGUUGGCCACCACCAAGGGCACAGGCCUGGAAGGGGGAAAUUGCGCCUCUGCGCUCUGGCUCGGAGCCUGCCUGCUUGCCCAUGCGCUCUCCUUGCCAAGGCUCGCAAGGGAGCCUAGCUCCGCCUCUGCACCCUAUGUGCUCCAUGCUAGACUUUCCAUGACCUUCAGGGUAGGGAAGGGGUCUACUGAAGCCAUGGAACAGGGCAUGCCUCCUAUCCCAAGUGAAGCCAGGAGACCAACCAUUUCCAACAUAAAUUAUUACACAGACAGCUCCUGGCAAUUUUCUUAAGAGAUGUAGCCGCCCCAUGCAACCUGCUAUAGCACCUUCUAUUCUUACAUCUGUGCAUGGAAGUUAACUAGGACUUUCCCAAAGUUGCUGAUCCCUGGUUUGGGACCUUUGUCACGAUGGUUGAACGCAGAACAGGUUGUGUGGCAAAGUUAUUUUCCCUAGCUGUGGCCUCCUCAUUCUGUCGGUCCAACUCAAAAAUAAUUCUCUCUCUUCCCUCUCAGUAACACCGGCAGCAACAUCAUUAAUGAGGUGGCGCUUGACUUCUGGCGCGCUGGUCGAGCCAGAGAGGAAAUAACCAUGGAUUCCUUAGAACAGUACCUACGGACGGAGCUGCUGGAGUCCACAGGUGAGACGCCCCUGGAUCCUGACACAGUAGGCAGGAUUUGCGAAGUUCUCUUUCCCCGUAGGGUUCCAAGGGACUGCUUCACGCAUCACCAAAGAAUCAACAUUUUCCUGUAGACACUGCAUUGUGAACCUGUAUCAAAGCAUUUGUUGUAAAAACACAUUCUUAACAUGUGAUAAUGACUUACAUCAAGGGUGGGGAAGCUCCAAGGUUGCAGAAUUCGUCAAGAUGGGGCUGAUGGGAGCUGCACUCUCCCAUCCCUGGUUUAAGUGUGCAUCUGAAAAUCCAAGGAGAUGGCAUAUCCUGUCAAGGACGCAUGCUGUGGUCAGCCAGUGUCUACUGACGCAUAAUCCCCACAACAAAGUGAGCUCCCGUUGCUCUGCCCCAGCUCCUGCCAACCUAGCAGUUCGAAAGCACGCCAAUGCAAGUAGAUAAAUAGCUACCUCUGUGGUGGGAAGGUAAACGGUGUUUUCGUGUGUUCUGGCUUACGUCACGGUGUUCUGUUUUGCCAGAAGCGGCUUAGUCAUGCUGGCCACAUGACCCAGAAAGCUGUCUGUGGACAAAGGCCUGCGCCCUUGCAGGGCCGUCUUUACCUGGGGGUGCAAGGGGUGCAGGGCACCCAGGCACCGAAUUCUGGGGGGUGCUAGGCGCCCGCUCUUCGGUGCCUCCAUCUCCAGCGCCGCCACCACCACCUCUGAGACCGAGCAACAGCCGCCGCUGCCACUGCCCGGAGCCCCGGCCGAGGGAGGAGGACAAGGAAGGAGCACGAGAGAAAGUGGUGGCUCCCGCGGAGAAGGACAGGGGGCGGCAGCAGCAGCGGGGGCCAUCACCACCCCUCGCAGCAGCAGUGCCUCAGGCCAAGUCCGAGUAGGGCUUGGCAUCGAAGCAGCCGCCACUGGCACAGCAGAUACCUUGGGAGAAGCUGCGCCUGGAGGAGCAGGAGGCAGAAUAGACAGCGAGGCAAGUCCCAUCUCAGCCUCUCCCCUCCCUGCCCUGCAGAGCCGGCCUGCUGGGAAGGGGCAGCUCCUUUGCCCGCCCGUCCCAACAGACGGACCCUUCAGGCCGGCGAAGGGCCGCGCUAUAACCCCUCCCCUGGCGCCGGGGGUGGGUCAGCUCCGCUCUUUUCCCGCCUGGGGAACCCGCCGCCCACCAUGGUGCAGGCUUCCCUCCCUCCAGGCCGCCCUAAAUUUGGGGGCGCUGGGUAGAUCUUUGCAUCCCGGCACCGCAUAUGCUAAAGACAGCCCUGCUCCCUUGGCCUGAAAGCGAGAUGAAUGCCGCAACCCCAUAGUCACCUUUGACUGGACUUAACCAUCCAGGGGUCCUUUACCUUUUUUUACCUUUACUGACACAUAGUGUCAAGAGCUCCUUUAGAUAAAGCAGCGCUUGCUGAAGCAGCUAUAAAUUCACUGGAAAUGUUAGCUGCAUUGCUAACAUCCAUGCUUCCUUCCCCGCGGGUGGCGCUGUGGGUUAAAUCACAGUAAGAGCUGUUCGACAGUGGAAUUUGCUGCCAAGGAGUGUGGUGGAGUCUCCUUCUUUGGAGGUCUUUAAGCAGAGGCUUGACAACCAUAUGUCAGGAGUGCUCUGAUGGUGUUUCCUGCUUGGCAGGGGGUUGGACUCGAUGGCCCUUGUGGUCUCUUCCAACUCUAUGAUUCUAUGAGAGCCUAGGACUUGCCAAUCAGAAGGUCGGUGGUUCGAAUCCCCGUGACAGGGUGAGCUCCCGUUGCUCGGUCUCCGCUUCUGCCAACCUAGCAGUUCGAAAGCACGUCAAAGUGCAAGUAGAUAAAUAGGUACCGCUCUAGCGGGAAAGCAAACGGCAUUUCCGUGCGCUGCUCAGGUUCACCAGAAGCGGCUUAGUCAUGCUGGCCACAUGACCCGGAAGCUGUACGCCGGCUCCCUCGGCCAAUAAAGCGAGAUGAGCGCCGCAACCCCAGAGUCGGUCACAACUGGACCUAAUGGUCAGGGGUCCCUUUACCUUUACUUUUUAUGCUUCCUUCCCACUGUCUCUCCUGCUCUUCCCCUUCCCUUGUCUCCUCCUGCUGCCAAAAUUUAGACUGUUAAGAUCCCGGGGACAGCAUUCUAUCUGUUUUGUUACUCCACUAAAGGCCACAUACGCUGAUGUUCCUGUACAAACAGCCCAUGCCCAACUCAGCUAGGAAAGCAGCAGUCUUUCCUAGCCAGCUUCUGUGGCAACCUGGAGACACAAUACCUUGGGGGAAAGGGAGGAAAAGUGUCUUAUGCACCCCUUCCACUUCUUUUCCUCCAGAUGAGGGUUAUGCCCACAACCGCCUUCUGGAAGAGAAUCUCAUAGACUUCCUGGUACCCUUCCUGCCCUUGGAGUUCCGCCACGUGAAGCUGUGUGCUCGAGAUGCUUUCCUUGCCCGGGGCCUUCAGUUCACCGAAGAGGCACUGGAUGAGGUUGCAAGGAUGAUGGUGUUCGUCCCCAAGGAGGAGAAACUUUUCUCAGCCCAGGGUUGCAAGUCAGUCUCUCAGCGUAUAAACUACUUCCUUCCCUGAUGUUGUCGGAGUUUGGCUGCACAAAGGGCUGCAAUGCAACCUGCUCUACUUCCUCUUCCACAGGGAGCGAGAGGUGUUUACUUCACUGACACAGGGCAUUAAAUCCCCUACAAUGUGGGGGCUGCUGGAAUGGGGAAAAGCAAUAAUUCUGAAGCCUGUGGAGGAACAUGCAUCAGCAAGUGAAGACAUUGCCAAUGAGUAGACACUAUGCAGCAGGAAUCAACAUCAAUGGUGCUGUUAAAAAGGACAUUUUCAUGCGCUGCUUUGGAAUAAAUGGUGGGCAUUUAGGCAGGUCCUGAGGCAGAGAAACUACAGCAGCAAGUAGAGUUGAAGGCUGCUUCCUUUUUGUCUUGAAGACUGAGAUUUCUUUUGGCGGUUAUCUGAAAGGAGACAUGACAUCCUCCUCUGCCCCUUUAGGGGUGUGACGAAUAAGGAGCUGGAAUAUUUGCUUACAAUGCAAGAAAUGCCUCCGAGUUAUUGCAUGAAUGAGGGGACUUGCCCUGAACUUGGAGAGGUAGUACUUACCUUCACAGUACUUAAUAAUCAGCUUUUAAAGGAUGCGGGGAUACUGCAGCAAGUAAUCUGCUGCAACGUUUUGGCUAAUGUGCUUCCCUGUAUAUAUGUACACUAUGGAGAAUGCACAUUUGCAAUUUUUGAUUUUUAAUCUGCUAAGGGACUUAAAUCCAGGACACCAUCAGGGUGUACUCAACUCAAAGUCUGUGUUUGUGUUGGAUGGGUAUGGGGUGGGAUGCAGCGACAAGUGCCAAAAGCUCAGCGCGGAAGUUGAGCAAUAAAGCUUAGUCAAUGGGAGAUAAAAAGCAAACACUGUUUGCAUGAGCCAACGUUCGCUGGUUUUGCAAACCUGCAUCUUUAUGAAUUAAAACUUGGCACCGUUACCCAUUUCUGCCACAAUACAAAGCACAGGGUGGUCAAGCUUGGCAUCCUGAGGCUUGUUCUGGCCCACUUUGGACAUACUUUAGAGAGUGCAGCAGCCUCACAUUGGGCAGGUGUAUCCUACUACUUAGCCCACCAGAAAGAGAUGCAGUGCUUGCUUAGCAGGUAGGAACACAGGCCAGAAUGAUACAGGAAUUUAGAAAUGAGCUAACAUUUCAAGCCUCCACACAUAAGCCCUGGGCAAACAUUAACCCAUGCAUGGAUAUCAACCAGUCCUAGAGGCAGCCUAAGCAUGCCUGGUGGGUGAGGCUGGUACAAUUUCAUUUCCUCACAAUAAAAACUUGCAAAUUAAUCCAAACUAUUAUUCUGGUUUAGGGUGAGCAGCAGGAGAGGCUAACCCAUGGCUUGUGCACUGAAUCUAACUUCCUCUUGAGCUAUUUUAGUGCCCUCAAGACCCUCAAUAAUUUGGUGCCAACCUUCUAUUAGGUUGUUGUUGUUUUUGCAAACUGUUCUGCUCUGUGCCAUAGUCUGCUGUGGUGUGCAGCUUCCUCAUUCUUGAAAACUUGCAUCUGAAGCACUUGCUAAAAAUAAAAGCGCAGGAACCACCCAAAUCACCCUUUCUUCUGCACUGGAAAAGUCCCUCUUGCUCUCAUGGUGAAGCAGAGCUGUAGAAUCACUGCAAUGCUCUAAGAAGGCUGUCUUAAUGCUGCAAGGUUGAGUGAGACGGAGAGAGGGCUCACCACAAUUAAAGUUGAGACAUGGCUAUGGAAAGCCCAGGCAUACAAGCUUGCUCAUUGGGUCAGCACUUCACACAUACUUGGGAAAUGAACAGAAAAACACACUCCUGGCCCAAGCACUGGUUGCUACAAGAUGAAAACAAUCGUCCAAGUCCUCUCCCAUCACUCUGGUUCUUCUCCCUCUCUUGACAGGGAAAAUAGCUUGUCAUUAGUUGGUCUCUUUGCUUUACCAGCACAUUAUGGUUCUAGCUUAUUAGAACAGAAAUGUGCAUUUUACUUCUCAUAGGGCUGGAAAAUCCAACUGCUUUCCUGAGCACAGACGAAGUGCGAGAGCCACAGCAGGAAUGGGGGGCAACAAUGACUUGACAGAGAAGCUUUAAAAGCCUCAAAGUACAAUAGCUGGAAACUGCACUGAGAUAGCCCCCAAGAUGAAGAGGUGGUCAGGCAUUCUGCUACAGGAGGCACUUGUGGAAAACGCGGGGAGGGGGCAGAAUUAACAUGUUCAGACAACUUAUCAUUGUAAAAGCAACAAAUCCAUGUUUAUCCCUUCUACAGAAGUAAAAGGUGAAAAAACCCGCACCACUACUAGUUUCUAAUUAUGAAUUAUUAUAAACAACAUUAAAUUAUUUGAACUGUAAAAAUAAUUCCAGGGUCGUCAUUUCUGUUAACUCAAAUUCGUUCUAAAAAUAGUUGUCGCAAGAACUGCCGCUUGGCUUUGGACUUACCCAUUUCUGGUUCUUCAGCCAUGGUGACUUUGGCACAUGGCUCCUACAGAGCUUGCAAUGGGACAACAUAGACUCUGAGACGUGGCAAACAGAUCUAGCACUGGCAUGUCCUGAUGCUCCACAAUUUGGCCGAAAACCUGUGGGUUCAAUUGCCACUGCACCUCUGGCACCACUGAGUGGCAGAGCCAGUCUGCUACCACAUUGUUGACUCUGGCCAAAUACUCUGCUCUCAAAGACGCUAGAUGCUUUUCUGCCCACAUGAAUGGUUUUUCUGCCUCUCAAUUCUGCUUUUUUGACCAGGUCCUGGCCUCCUUGUUGACAUAGGCAUGGGCAGCAGUUUUGUAGGUCCACACCAGCAGGUGCUGAUCCUAUAACAUCCAAACAGAGGCCCUGAAUCACUGACUCCUCCAGGUGUGCUCCUCAGGUAAUGACAGGCAUCUGUCAUAAGAACCAGCCUCCGUGGCUCCUGAAGACUUACUCCUGAAAAAUGAUGGGGGUGCAGUUAGCAGUGUAGCACCUCCUUCAACGUAGGAGGCAUAGAGAGUAGUAUCUGUUCUUUCUGGAUGAUCUAGUUCUGAAAGGGGAGCACUUGCUGCAGCAACCUGGAGUGAAGUCUUGCGCAUGGCACUAGGUUGUAGGCGCUCACCAAAAGGCCUUGUAGAUGAGCCAGAAACAUCAGAUCCUCAGGAUACCUGCAGAGCAGGUCUUUUCCACGCUCUCGUCAUGAUAUGAACCUUUCCAUCACCACAUCCCGGAGGGGAAGGUUCUGUAGUAGACAAACCUUAGGUAAUUAUUCUGGUGGCAAUGUGGAGACAAGCCUCAGAGAGGUCUACAUACCAUCCAGUCACCCUCUUUUAGUGCCUCUAUGGUUGACCAUAUUGUUUCAAUUUCGAACAGGUGUUGUUGUUUUUUACCCAUUUGUUUAGUUAUUUGAAGUCUAGAAUUGUGCAAAUGUCUCCAUGCUGUUUGGCACCAAGGAUGCGAUUAAAGAUAUUCCAGAUCUCCCAGAAGAGGAGCAGAACCUAGGGCUCUGAUGUCCAACAAGUGUUGAGUGGUCCAUCAGUAAGCCUGAUGUUUUACUGGAUUUCUGGAAUGAGAGGUUGGGACAAACCGAUCCCGAGGUCAAAUUGUAUGGCAUUUGGAUACCGUCUCUAUCACUCACCUCUCUGUUGUUAUGUGGGACCAGAGAUGGGCAAAGGAGAGGAGCCACUGGGCCCUAAGACACCCCCCUGUUGUAGUCAUGCUGAGGUGGCCUUAUUGGGCCCCUUUCUGGAGCUUGGGGGGACUGGAAAGGGUGGGCAGGUGGAUCGUUGUCUCUGCUUGCCUCCCGCUGUCCUGCCUCCCCCAGAUGUGGAAAGAAUGUCCUCCAGGUAAACUACAGCAGUAUUUGCUUAUUACAGUUGAGGACUGCUGCACACAGAAAACUGUGUGUUUGCUCUCUAGGUUUGCUUGCCAAAAGAUAAAAAAGCACAUGCAACAAAGGCAAGAGAAGAAUAUGACACAACAUGCAGAGUAACCACACUUUGGUCUACAGGGUCAAAGAUACUUUCCAAUGUUGUCAUCCUUGUGAAGAGGAUUUGCAAUACUACACACAGAAGUGUGGCCAGCUGCUCAGCCACUGGACUUAUGGACCUUUGGCACAGUUUUAUGGUUGAAAACCUCAAAUGAAAAAUAAGCACACAACUUCCAUACUGUUCAGAGAAGGGUGACUUGGCAAAUCGGAAAUGUUUGAGACUGAUGAGGUGUUUGUGUCCCAAUGUCCCAUGUGCCAAUGCUGAGCAGAGGUCUUCCAGUGUGGUGAUUUGGCCAGACCUGGGUCAUGGAAACUGGGAUUUCCAGUCAGGAAACUCACAGGGAGGCCUCAGGUUUACUUACCGCACUUUGCAAGGGUAACACGGGAUGCUCUUUAUGCUGUCUUGAACUCCCUUAAGGAACAGCAUGAUAGAUAAGAUAAAUACUAGCAUUGCUUUUUGAGAAAAGCUCCCCUCUGGAAAAAAAUAAAGCACAGGAUUUUGGAGAGGAUGAACAAACAAAAAGUCUUUAAGGAAGAGCAGCCCUAAUCAACAGCAGGUGACAUAAUUUGCAGACUCAGGUGGCCCAUAAAAGAUAUUGACAUCGCACAUUUAUUUUGACAGCUUGAGGACUGGCUAGAUAUGGUGACACUUUUUUAAAUCUCGUGCUUCGAACUCCCCACUUGUUUUUUGUUUCGAUUUUUAAAUCAGUGCAAACAGCAGUGCUGUGGUGGGGGAAGAAAAGUGCUUACUCCUUUGGCGGGCCUGAACUGGAUCAGGGCCCCAUACUGCUGUUUUAAGAACUUGCUUGUACAGUAUUGUUUUUCUAGAUAACACUAAAAUAUAGACAGAGAACAAUAUUUGUGGUCACCAUACAGUGUGAAUAUAAGCCCAAUGGCCAGUCAUAUGGAUAUUCAAUCCCUACCUCUAUUCUGCAACUUGAUGUGUCCUUUGCCAGUUGCCCAUUUGGUUGCUUAGUUUUUUUGGGGGGGUUACAACAUAUGAAAUAAAGCAAUGUCAUAUUAUGAAGGAGCAUAUUUAUGUGUCUCUAAUGUUAUGUCCUUAGUUACUUUGUCUUUUUUCUAAAAAAUGGAUAUAGAUUCCAUAUCUGAAAAUACCAAUGGUCAGUUGUGGACUUGCCAUAUUAUUUGUAGAACCUAUGAUGUGCUGUCACUACUCAAAACAUUAGUGCUUCUUUGCGCAGAGGAUUUUCUGUGACAAACAAAAGAGAACAACAGUCACACCUGCCAUUGUGCUGGUUUCUUUUUGGUUAGUAGUAGUCUUCAAGUUAGGGACGCGGGUGGCACUGUGGG
Molecule: messenger RNA, 18710 nt
Organism: Podarcis lilfordi (Lilford's wall lizard)
Lineage: Eukaryota; Metazoa; Chordata; Lepidosauria; Squamata; Lacertidae
Source: the annotation of a GenBank genome assembly